AUGAGCAAAAGACCUGGUGAAGAAACCGAAGAAGACACCAUCAAGAAAUUGAAGAUCGAGUCCCAGCAGCCAAAGGACGACAACAAUGUCAUCGAUUCCGAGUUGUUGACCCACCAAACUAACUACCAGGACGAUGGCCAACAGCAGCAACAGCAUCACCACCACCAUCACCACCAGCACCUUGAACCAACUGUCGAAGAAGUCAACGCAUCCAAGGCCAUUGAGGACUUGAACAAAUUGAGGGCUGCUAGUGACAUUGGUGGGCCAUUCGACUAUGGCCAAUUAUUGAAGCAGCAAAACGGCAUGCAAGCUCAAGCGCAACGCGAAGCCCAAGCUCAAGCUAUCCAGGCCCAAGCCCAAGCUGCCCAAGCUGUAAACGACGCCCAAGUCCAACAAUCUCAACAACAAGCUUCCCAGUUGAACGUGGCCUCUGGUAGACCUCAAGCUGGUACCGAUGAGUGGCAUAAGAUUAGAAGAGACAACCAUAAAGAAGUUGAAAGACGGAGAAGAGAAAACAUCAACGCCGGUAUCAAGGCUCUCAGUUCUUUGUUGCCAACUAACGAAACCAACAAGGCCCAAAUCUUGCAAAGAGCCGUCGAGUAUAUCAAAAGAUUGAAAGAAAAUGAAACAAAUAACAUUGAGAAGUGGACUUUGGAAAAAUUGUUGACCGAUCAAGCGGUGGCUGAAUUGAGUGCCUCCAAUGAAAAAUUGAAGCAAGAAUUGGAGAAGACUUACAGAGAAUUAGAACAUUACAAGAAGAUUGCCAAAGAAGAAGCCGAUAAGAAAUGA
Saccharomycopsis crataegensis is the source of this 789-nucleotide messenger RNA. Its product is annotated as basic helix-loop-helix domain-containing protein. Gene Ontology annotation, cellular component: nucleus. Gene Ontology annotation, molecular function: protein dimerization activity; DNA-binding transcription factor activity. The transcript has a single exon. NCBI's taxonomy places the organism in Eukaryota, Fungi, Ascomycota, Saccharomycetes, Ascoideales, Saccharomycopsidaceae. The record is from RefSeq and is a predicted model, not a curated record. The coding region runs from base 1 to 789 and encodes 262 amino acids.